This is a messenger RNA of Acanthamoeba castellanii str. Neff, 231 nucleotides long. RefSeq lists its product as uncharacterized. The transcript has 3 exons. NCBI's taxonomy places the organism in Eukaryota, Discosea, Longamoebia, Acanthamoebidae. Gene Ontology annotation, biological process: vesicle-mediated transport. Bases 1 to 231 code for a protein of 76 amino acids. Gene Ontology annotation, cellular component: membrane. The record is from RefSeq and is a predicted model, not a curated record.
AUGGACCUGUUCAUGCGUUACGAGACAGACUUCCUUGAGAUUACGAACAGCGUAACUGAUCGAAUUGAACGAAUUCCUUCGCUAUCCGGCAAUGAGAAACGAGGUGAGAUUGAGGAAGCCGAAAAUGAAGUGCAAGACGCCGAGUCCACGCUGGCCAAGCCAGCAGCUUCCUUCCUCUCCAUGCACUUGUCGCACCUGAUGGCGGCCGUGAAGAACCACCUCGCUCUCUGA